UUUUUAAACCACAAAAUAAACUUGAUAACAUUUAUUAUUUUAUCGUGGAAAACUUGAAUUGCUAGCAUAUGAUUGAGAACAUGUGUGCUACUUGACUUUCGCUAGGCUUAAAUUAAUGUCUUUUAAGAAAUAAUGUCAAAUUGUUGAAACUGGAAAGCUACUUUAGACAGUUGAAUUUUGACAGAGAUUUUUUACUUUUUUAGAGCAGACCACUCAAACAAGUAAUUUAGAAAAUUGUUUGAUGAUAGUCUCAUUUUGUUGUGUAAAUGACAUUAUGAAAUAGUGAAGUUAUGUAUCUGAUUUGAACCUUGAGUUUUAAAUAUUUUGCAAAUAUGUUAAAAUAUCUCUAUCAAAUUUGGGGAUUUUUCCUCGGACUAUUAGGAUUUCCAGCGCAGCGUUAUAUUUGUUUCCGUCCGUAUGUGAUGCCAGUUAUAGUAGGGUUAUGUCUAGGAAUUACCAUUCAUAUGAUGUUCGCUCCCUUUCUUGAAGAAGGAUGUGAUAUAGAAGCCUUACAAAGGGCAGCAGUAAAGAGGUCACAAUUAGGAAACACCCAGUCACCAAAGACGAAAGUAAAGCCUAGUCAAGACAAUGAUGAUUUUGAAGCUCGAAUCAUUAAACAAAUUCCAAACAAUGUUACAGUUGACAAGAAUGCUGCAAGACCAAAAGUGACAAGACCAAGAUAUAUUUCAACAGAACUGGGGAUGAAAGAAAAAUUAUUUGUCUCCGUUUUGACAAGCGCAAACACAGUAGACAAACUGGGAGUGGCAAUGGAUAAAACUUUGUCUAAGUAUGUUACAAAAGUGAUAUUUUUCAGCAGUGAAAAGCCAACUGUAGUUCCAAAUGGUCUCCCACUGGUUGCCUUUGGAGAUAGACAUUCAGAAAUGCUACCUGUGCAUAUUCUCAGAUACAUAAAAGAACAUUAUGCAGAAACAUAUGACUUCUAUCUCUUUAUAUCUGACAGGACCUAUCUACGCACAGAGAAGUACUACAGUUUAGUGGAACACAUAAGUGUCAAGGAUGAUGUGUACAUGGGAGUACCAGGACUUGAUAGAAACUUCUGUGCCCUUGAAGGAGGUGCUUUGCUGUCAUAUUCUGUGAUGUCACAAGUACUGUCCAAGUUGGACUGGUGUACCAGCAACAUACAUUCAGAUAAUCCCAGCAUAACAUUUGGAAGAUGUGUGCAUCACGCUUCGCAGAAAUUCUGCACACCUCGCGGUGGGGACCAGACCCUGAAGUUCUACCAGUUAGAAGAUUUUGAUUAUGAUGCAGAUAUAGACAAACUGAAGGAAGAUGUAGAGUUCAAUCAGUCGCUGACAUUCUACCCGAUGCCGGAUGAUAUAUCACACUAUAAAUUACACAGGUAUUUCUGUAUAGUGGACUUAAAUGAGACACAGCACCAGAUCGAGGCUGCCAAAGCAGACAUAAUUGAUUUGAGUGAACAUUCUCCUGGAGGACGUGAUAGUAUAACUUGGCCACUCGGCGCCCAGCCACCCUAUAAACCUGUGAACAGGUACUCAGUCAUACAGUGGACGUACUUCACAGAGACACAUAUAUACCUUGCCAAUGAACUAACAAACAUCAAAGAAUUAUCAGGUGCAGACAAAGUGGAUAUUGCCAAUAUCAAGAAAACAAGCAUGGAUAAUUUGAACAAGAAGUAUCCAUCCAAGUAUCAUUUGAAAAGAGUCAUUAAUGGUUAUCAUAGAUUUGAUCCUACGCGUGGCAUGGAGUAUAUGCUUGAUUUACAUCUUUCGGAAAGGGCAAAGAAAGGAGUCGAAACAGUGAAGCGUGUUCAUCUGGUCAGACCACUAGGGAAGGUAGAGUUAGUGCCCAUGCCUUAUGUGACAGAAAGCAUGAUGGUUAAUAUAAUUUUACCGUUAAAACCAGACGAAGUUGCGUUGUUCGAUAUUUUUGUGAACACGUACGCUCGUUCUUGCUUACAAACUUCGGAAGAUGUACGCUUAAUUGUGGCAUUGUUAUAUCCAGAUUCAAGCAGUAGUUCCGGACAACCAAAAGAUCCAUUUGCUAAGGUGAAGACAGUCAUUAACGAUUACAGUAAAAAGUACAACACAAAAGGGAAAUUAUCGUGGAAAGCUUUAGAAAAAGUUAAAUCAGAUAUUAACAUUGUUGACAGUCUUCAGGGUGAGUUUAAAAUGGAUGUUUUAAUAUUAAUGACAACAGUCAAUAUGGAGAUGUCGCCGGACCUGACAAACCAGUACUUAAAUCGAGUACGCAUGAAUACCAUCAAAGGGAAACAGGUGUUCUUUCCUAUGGGAUUUUGGCAGUAUAAGCCAAACCUCAUUUAUAAUAAGAAACCGUUCCCAGCCUCUGUUGAAAUAGGACAGAGGCUUGGUGUUUACAAUACGAAAUCGUCAGAGCAUGCAAGCUUCUAUCUGUCUGAUUAUCGGACUGCUAGAAAAGUUCUUUCAACAAAAACUGUGGACAUUUUGAGUAUGUUUGUCACAUACAAAAAUUUCCAUGUGUUCCAAGCAGUUGAGCCGAAUUUAAAAUUGAAGUGGAUGAACUUGACAUGCGAUCCACGUGUGACGACAGAAAAAUAUCAGCAGUGCGUGACUCAGAAUGUAGAAGGACUAGCUAGUCAGCAUCAUUUAGCGUUACUUAUCUAUGAGCAUCGAAAUGAGGUGAUAUCUCAGUCAAACGUUUAUAAAAUUGAACCGGAAAGAAAUGAUCGUGCCCAGGCAGGCCAGCAAAAAUCCGGUGUAGUCCAACCACCAGAACCAAAGCAGGUGCAUCCUCCGGAAUUGAAGCUACACCAGGUCAAUGUUGACCCACCUCCAGUAGACCCACAAGCAGAAGGGAUGAUCCUUGUUGAUCCUAAAAAGCCCUUUAAAGCUUGAUUAGUACAGAUAAUAUUUACCAAAGCCUUAUAUUGCAAAUAAUUCAAAGGUUUUUGAAAAACCCCAUAUGAGGGUUUGGCAAAAAAGUUAUAUAUAAAAAGGGAUUCAUGUUGUAUAAAAAUAUAGCACUGAACAGUCAAGGGUGUAACUGUUUCAAGUUAUCGCAGUUUAUAACCCAUUUGAGUUAUUGCUUAUACUACCAUAACUUGUUUCAGUUAUCAUAAAAUAUUACAAAGCUGUCCUGUGCCAAUUCCUCAUUUUGAAUGAGACUAAUGCAAUUACAUCCUGAAUCCUUGAACUUUUAUCUUUCCAGCUACGAAGUAAAAUUGUUUACGCAAGGCUGAUAAAGGUUUACGCAAAAGUUUUAAAGCUUUAAAACCCUUAACAUUCCAUUAUGCUUAUCAGGUCAUGAUCAGACUAAAAGAGAAUUUGAUUAACCACAGUUUGCUACUAAUUCCACUUUAAAUUUUAAGGUCACUUUGUGAGAACAGCAAAAAGACUUUUUUUGAAUAACUUACCUGAGUUAACUAUAUUUUAUAACUAAUACAGGUUAUAAAAUGCUUGAAAAAGUAACUGAAAUAGGUUACAUAACUUAAAACAGUUACACCCCUGACUGCUGAAAUGUAAUGAAAGUAUUUCAUGUUUUUCAGUGAUAAAUGGAAUAUUUGAGUGAAGUAUAUCCGAUAAUUUCAGUAGGAAAAUAAGAAAGUAAGAAAACUAUAAAAUGGUUAAAAUUUGUUUAAACAUACCUUACAUGUGAGAUCAAAAUAUCUUUUACUUUUUACCAUAUCUUACAUAUUUCAGCUUCUGUUCAUUCAGUGAAAGAUAUUUAAAUUUUUGUAUAUCAAUAUUUCUGUGUUAAAGCCAAAAACAUGUAAGUGAAUAUUGGGCAGUUCUGUUCUCUCAGUGUAACUAGCCUUUAGCUUGCUGGCAGCAAGAGAUCCUUCCUUUACAACCAGUGCAGAUCAAGGUCAGCCUGCAUGUCUGUGCAGAUAAGAUGGGUACGCUGAUUGUGCAGACUGAUCUUGAUCUGCAGUGUUUGCUAUUCAGUCAGUAAAUUUUCAGUGAACACCCCUUUGAAUAGUAAAUGGUACUGCCCAAAUUGAAUGAUAGACCAGUCCAUUUUAGACAUUUAGCAGGGUAAAGGUUAAAGGCUGGAUGAUAAUGAGAUAAUGUUCAGAAUGUCCAACCCACUGUUCAUCAUCAACUGAGCUGCCAAAUUUUUUUUUUUUCAAUUUAUAAUUAUUAAAGUAUUAUUUUUAAUCCAUUUUUUUUAUUUCAGUCACCGAGAUAGCUUUAAUGGCAUAUUAACAUAGUAAAAGUAUUAUCUUCUAGAUUUUAUUUAUAGAACUAUACAUUACAUGUUCAUGAUUGAAUCUCUUUUCAGGCCAUACUUUAACUAAACUUCUCAGACUGGGACCAUAUACUAGAAAAUGUAUCGGUAUGAAGUAUAUUGUGGAAAAGGAAGAAAUAUUUACAAGUACUGGAAUCCUUUUCAAAUAAUUUUGUUUAAAAAGUCCUCACUUUGAGAAGUUAAGUGUGAAUGAUGCCUGAAAAUUACGUUAAGCAGAUAUAAGUCUCUAUCACUUUUCCUGCAAUAUUACACAUUUUAAUGUUAUUUUGUCAUAACUUUUCACAGUCAUAAUUUUUUCUAAUAUAUUUUUAUAGAAUUUGUACAAGUUUUAUAGAUAUUUCUAAUUGAAUUGUCAUUCUUUCCAUUUUAUAUAAUACACUCUUAACUCUUGUAAAAUGCAUUUAUUCUGGUUAAACACACACCCUGUUCCUUAAUAACAGGCCCUCACAAAUAUCAAUUAUUAUUUCAACCUGACAUGUUAUAAAUGUAUGUAGAUAGAAUGUUUCCCACCACACGAUUUUGUGGGAGACAUAUUGAUUUACUCCUGUGUAUUUGUAUCUGUGUGUCUGCCUGUCAGAAAUCUUGUCUGUACUCUAAGUUGACCAUUUCUCAUCCAGUCUUCACCAAACUUGAACAAAAUGUGUUUGCCAAUACAGUCUAAACUGUAUUAAGAGGAUGUCCAAGGGACUGCUAAAAAGUGGUCUUUUAAUGGAAUGGUCUCUUAAUGAAUUUCAGUCAGGUGAAGAGAAAAGUUAUUUUUAACUGUUAAUGUAACUGUAUUUAUUAUGAACAUGUAUAUAUGUAUAUAUAUUUUACAAACUGAAAAUUAUAGCUGGAUUGUUCAUCAGUUCGACUGCUACAAAGGUUAAUUGCAUGCAGGCAGGUGCAAAACGUACCCGCUAAUUACACACGUUAAGAAAUUCCCGGUGAGACUUUGGUACCCUGUUGCUUAAUAGAUCAUCCGAUCUUUACCAAACUUGAGCCAAAUGUUUUUGACCAUAACCCCUCAGCCAGGUUCAUUAACUAGCCAAAGCGCCACAGGCACUUCAUAAUUAUGGCCCUUGAAUUCACCGAAAUCAGCCUUUUUACUCUUCAAAUGUAUAUUUUAAUGAGUAAACAGUAAAUAAAGACUGACUACUAUUCAGAUGAUUAGGCAGUUGUGAGAGACAUACGCUUUUCUCAAAAGCUGCUCUAGUUUGUGUAGAUUUCACUUACCCAAAUACUUUCAAUGACAGAUAAAGUAGAAAUUACGAAGUGUCUCACAUAAAGGCCAGUUCUUAUGGACUUCUGUUAGUAUAUAUAUGGUAUAAUGAGUUACAAGGAUGUAUAAUAUACAGUUAGCAUAAUUAUUGGAGAUUUUAAAAUAUUUAUAUUAUUAUUUUCAACCAUUAUGCAGUUUUUGUAGCAUAAUUUACCAAAAAUAAGUGUAUGACUUCAUUACAAAUUUGUUGCAUAAUUUAUGUAUGCUUGUAAUCUCGUAUAUUAUUACUACAACCAUUAUUAGCCCACCAUCAUCACAUGGUGGGCUAUUCAAAUCACCCUACAUCCGUGGUCUGUCGUCCUUCCAUCUGUUAACAAUUUCUCUUAUUGCAUCUCUCCUCAGGAACUCUGGGGGGAUUUUGACCAAACUUUGUCGGAAUGAUGUACUGGUACCCUAGUUGUGUCCCCCUGAAAAGCAGACUGGUUUAACAGUUUUUGAGUGAGUUAUGGCCCUUUGUUUAUUUUUAUAAUUUACAUAGAUUUAUAUAGGGAAAAACUUUGAAAAUCUUCCUAUCCAUAACCACAGAGCCUAGGGCUCUGAUAUUUGGUAUGUAGCGUCAUCUAGUGUCCUCUACCAAGAUUAUUCAAAUUAUUUCCCUGUGGUCAAGUAUAGCCCCACCUCGGGGGACACAUGGUUUAUAUAAACUUAUAUAGGAAAAAAAAAAAUUGAAAAACAUCUUGUCCAAAACCACAGGGCCUAGGGCUUUGAUAUUUUGUAUGUGACAUCAUCUAGUGGUCCUCUACUAAGAUUGUUCAAACUAUUCCCCUAGGGUCAAAAAAGGUCCCGCCCUGGGGGUUGGGGUUACAUGGUUUACAUAGAAUUAUAUAGGGAAAAACUUUAAAAAUCUUCUUGUCCAAACCACAAAGCCUAGGGCUUUAAUAUUUGUAAUGUAGCAUCAUCUAGUGGGUCUCUACCAAGUUUGUUCAAAUUACCCACCUCAGAUCAAAUAUGGCCCCGCCCUGGCGGUCACAUAGUUCAUAUAGACUUAUAUAGGGAAAAACUUUUAAAAUCCUCUUGUACAUAACCUACAACAUUCAAAUUUGGACCACAUGUAUAGUUUUGAGUGACAAGAUGAACCUUGACAUGAGUUGACCUUGAUCUUGACCUGAUGACCUACUUUCACAUUUCUGUAGCUACAGCCGUCAAAUUUGGACCGCAUGCAUAGUUUUGUGUACUGAAAAAAACUCAGACCUUUUGUUUGACCUUGUGACCUACUUUCACAUUUUUGAAGUACAGGCUUCAAAUUUGGACCACAUGCAUAGUUUUGUGUUCCGAAAUGAAAUUUGACCUUGAUUUUGACCUAGUGACCUACUUUCACAUUUCUCAAGCUACAGCCUUCAAAUUUGGACCACAUGCAUAGUUUUGUGUACCAAAAUGAACUUUGAUCUUGAAAUUGACCUAGUGACCUACUUUCACAUUUCUGAAGCUACAGGCUUCAAAUUUGGUCCACUUGCAUAUUUUUGUGUUCUGAAUUGAAAUUUGACAUUGAUUUUGACCUAGUACCUGCUUUCACAUUUCUCAAGCUACAGCUGCCAAAUUUGAAGCACAUGCAUAGUUUUGUGUACCAAAAUGAACUUUGACCUUGAAAUUGAUCUAGUGACCUACUUUCACAUUUCUGAAGCUGCAGCUUUCAAAUUUGGACCAUAUGCAUGAACCACUUGCACAGUGUUGUGUACCAAAAUGAAAUUUGACCUUGAUUUUGACCUUGAGCUAGUCUUGAAAUUUGGAACAUUCAAAAAUGGCUCAAUGGUGGGCGCCAAAAUCACUCUGUGAUCUCUUGUGAUUGUAAAUGUAGCAUGAUUUACGGUAUUUGAAGCAUAAUUAAAAGAGAUUGGAAAUUGUUUAUCAUCUGUACUUCAAACAUAACACGUUAGUAUUAUUGUAAUUGAGCGUUGAUUAAACAUAAUAUUGAAUGUGGUAUUGGAGGUUUGCUAUGAUUUUUACUUUUUUUGUAUUUUUUGUCACAUUUUUGAUAUCAUUUGAAACAUUUGAAAUGCUUUUUUUCUGUAUCAUAGUCUUAGUGGUAAAACUUAACUGCCAGAUUCGUACUUUGAAAUAAUAUACUGUGGGGAGUGCGUGCCAUGUGUUUGGAUGGGUGUGAGGGGUUGUCAACUUAAAUUAAGUGAAACACUGCUGCUGUGCAAUGAAUUAAUCUCCCAUUCAAAGUUAUCGCUUUUUAGAAGCUUUCACCUUUUAAAUGUAUAAGUCUGAUUUUGUUGAAGAAUCUUGAACAAAAAUUAACAUCAGAAAGACAAGACAAAAUGAGAUACUAUUUUGUAAGUAAGACAUUGUUUUUAGAAUUAGCAGCCUGUUUCGAAAAUUAGAAAUCGGUGAAUCGUUAUCUGCAUCAAACCAUUGAAUUCUAGUCAAUAAAAUUUAAGGAUUUUACAGUGGUACAUUGAUUCAGGGGCUUAAGUUAUUUAUAUUGUCUCCAAUUGAGAUUUUACUUAAAAAUUUUCAAGUGCAUGGUACCUUUUAGUCCAUGGUGUGUGUUCAUAGCAGUUUUAAGUCUGAAUUUAAACUUUUUUCUUUAAAAUGCUAAAAUUUCUUUAACAGGUAAAUUAACACAGAUUGUAAUGUGCAUUUUUUGAGCUUUAAAAAGCUGUGCAAAACUUCACAAGUAUACAUUAUCUAAUAACAAAGUUGUAUCAAACUGAAUAAUUAAUGUUCUUAAGUUUAAAUUUCAGACUUUUAAAUAUAAAUGAACAUGUACACAAUGGUUAUGGUUUAUUGUUAUGGCUUUGUCAUCCUUACUCUGGUCAGUUAAUACAUCACUAGUCAUGUAGUACAGUCAGAUUGUUCAACAGUCAUCUACUUUAUUUUAACCGGAACAAGAUGUGAUUCUUAAAUAUUAGUUGGUGCAUGUGAGAUUUUUGUUUUUGUUUGAGAUGCCACAUAAUUGCUCUGUGAGAGAAAGAUCUGUAAUGUUUCUAGUUUUGGUGUUUCUUGUUUAACUUGAUAGUUAUUUCAGAUUUGUACUGAAAGAUUACUAAUUAUUUUUCAAUGGAACUAAGCAUGUAUUGGUUAGGUAUCAAGAUAGAUGAUUAAAAUUACAGAAAUUCUGUUUGAAAAAUUGUGUAAUAGCCAGAUAUGAAGGUGUUUUUUUAUCUGUUUUUAGCUAGACUUUUUAGCUCGACUAUUCAAAGAAUAAGUAGAGCUAUCCUACUCACCACGGCGUCGGUGUUGGCGUCACACCCUGGUUAAGUUUUUCGUACCAGUCCACAUUUUGACAAAGUCUUUUGAGAUAAGGCUUUGAAACUUUCAACACUUGUUUACCAUUACCAUGUCCAGUUAUAGGCAAGAGUACAUAACUCUGUCAAGCAUUUUGACUGAAUUAUGGCCCCUUUUGACUUAGAAAUCUUGGUUAAGUUUUUCGUACCAGUUCAUAUUUUGACAAAGUCUUUUGAGAUAAAGCUUUGAAACUUUCAACACUUGUUUACCAUCACCAUGUCCAGUUAUAGGCAAGAGUACAUAACUCCAUCAAGCAUUUUGGUUGAAUUAUGGCCCCUUUUGACUUAGAAAUCUUGGUUAAGUUUUUCGUACCAGUCCACAUUUUGACAAAGUCUUUUGAGAUAAAGCUUUGAAACUUUCAACACUUGUUUACCAUCACAAUAUCCAGUUGUAGACAAGAGUUCAUAACUCCAUCAAGCAUUUUGACUGAAUUAUGGCCCCUUCUGACUUAGAAAUCUUGGUUAAGUUUUUCGUACCAGUUUAUAUUUUGUGUAGUGUUUGACAUAUGGCUUUGAAACUUUUAUAUCUUGUUCAGUAUAAUAGUCUCUAUCAAUAGGCAAGAGUACGUAACUCUCUCGUCUUUUUUGGCUGAAUUAUGGCCCUUUUUGAACUUGGAAACUGGUUCUGUUUUGUAUAUGUCCAUGUUUUGUCAAGACUAUUUGACAUAUUGCUUUUAAACUUUAAACACUUGUUUAUCAUUAUGAUUUCCAUCUCUAGGCAAGAGUACAUAACUCUGACAACUAUUUUGACUGAAUUAUGGCCCUUUUUGGACUUUGAAAUUUGUGCAGUUUUUCUUACAAGUCAGCGUUUUGUCAAAACUAUUUGAACUGUGGCUUUGAAACUUUUAACACUAGUUUAUCAACAUGAUUUCCAUCUGUAGGCAAGAGUACAUAACUCUGUCAACUAUUUUGACUGAAUUAUGGCCCUUUUUGGACUUGGAAAUUAGUUAAAUUUUUCAUAUAAGUCCAUGUUUUGCCUAACAUAUAACUUAACAUAUUUCCCAUCAUGGUCACACAUUGCCAUUUAGUGCAAGACUAAUCGAAAUCCACAAAUAUAGGAACAUUUUUUGUUUAAUCCAUUUUUUUUGUUUAGUCUGAAAAUCUAUGGAAAUUUUUUGACCCCAUUCUUCAAUCAAUUCUUCGAAUAGUCGAGCGCGCUGUCGUCCGACAGCUCUUGUUUUUAUUGUUUUCUAAUUUUAGAGCUUUUAGUGUCACUAUUUCUUCCGCAUCACCAAAGUUUUGUAUGUAAGCAGGUUUCUCUAAAAAAAACUUGACCAAGUGCUUUGAACCUUCUCACAUGCCUUAUGCAUACACAAAUUUAGCUUCUAUUUGACCAAAGCUAUGCCCUUUUUUAUUACUUUAGAAGUUUUUGUUGAAACUGUACUCGGAAAUUACAUUGCAGAAUGCUUUCCAACUUCAUACAUUUCUUAUGCAUAAUUAGAUGACCUGCCAGGGCAAGUUACAUAAAUCAAGCUUUUAUUAGCUUGACUAUUCUACUAGCUAUUCUACUCACCCUGGCGUCGGCGUCAGCGUCACACCUUGGUUAAGUUUUUGCAUGCAAGUACAUACAGCUAUAAUUUAAAGGCAUAUAGCUUUGAAACUUAUUUAUUCUUUUUCUAGGUCAAUUGCCAACCUCACUGGGUCAAGUUCCAUAACUCUAACAUGUAUUUUGAGCAAAUCUGCCCCCUUUUGGACUUAGAAAAUUCUGGUUAAAGUUUUACAUGCAAUUUACUUUCUCCAAAACUAAUGCAGAUAUUGAAUUGAAACUUCACAUGUGUCUUCGGGGUUAUAAAACUAGUUGAUAGCACCAAGUCCCAUAACUCUGACCUUCAUUUUGGCCAAAUUAUGCCCCCUUUUGUACUUAGAAAAUUUUGGUUAGUUUUGCGUGCAAGUACAUACAGCUAUUUCUAAAAGGCAUAUAGAUUUGAAACUUAUUUUUUCUUUUUCUAGAUCAAUUACCUACCUCACUGGGUCAAGCCCCAUAACUCUGACAUGUAUUUUGGCCAAAUUAUGCCCCCUUUUGGACUUAGAAAAUUCUGGUUAAAGUUUUGCGUGCAAGUACAUACAGCUAUUACUAAAAGGCAUAUUGAUUUGAAACUUAUUUUUUCUUUUUCUAGAUCAAUUACCUACCUCACUGGGCCAAGUCCCAUAACUCUGACAUGUAUUUUGAGCAAAUUAUGCCCCCUUUUGGACUUAGAAAAUCCUGGUUAAAGUUUUACAUGCAAGUUACUAUCUCCAAAACUAAUGCAGAUAUUAAAUUGAAACUUCACAUGUGUCUUCGGGGUUAUAAAACUAGUUGAUAGAAUCAAGUCCCAUAACUCUGACAUGUAUUUUGGGCAAAUUAUGCCCCCUUUUGGACUUAGAAAAUCCUGGUUAAAGUCUUGCGUGCAAGUACAUACAGCUAUUACCAAAAGGCAUAUAGCUUUGAAACUUAUUUAUUCUUUUUCUAUGUCAGUUACCAACCUCACUGGGUCAAGUUCCAUAACUCUUAACAUGUAUUUUGAGCAAAUUAUGCCCCCUUUUGGACUUAGAAAAUUCUGGUUAAAGUUUUACAUGCAAGUUACUAUCUCCAAAACUAAUGCAGAUAUGGAAUUGAAACUUAACAUGUUUCUUCGGCGUUAUUAAACUAGUUGAUAGCAUCAAGUCCCAUAACUCUGAUAUGCAUUUUGGUCAAAUUAUGUCCUGUUUCGAACUUAAAACUCUUUUGAUAUUUAACAUUUUGGGUAAUAAUUCCCUGCUUCUGUGACAAUAUUUCGAAUAGUCGAGCUUGGCUGUCUUACGGACAGCUCUUGUUUUAUUAUACUUAUGACUCUUUUUGACUGCAAAACUGAUAUUAGGAAAGAAACUUUAAAGUUACUAAAAAAAAUCUCAUUGUUGAUUAAAUAUUUCAUGAUUCCAUAUUACAGUAAAGGUAAACUCAAUCAUUCAUGUAACUCAAAUAUUUGUCACUUUAUCAGUUCUUUUAACUCAGUUUUAUCAGAACAGAACAAAAUUUGAUUUAAGCAUACAAGCUCAUCAUCAUAAAUUAAUCAUUGGUAAGGCCAAGACAAAUAAUUUUUCUUCAAGCACACACCAGUAUUCUACCAAUGCUCAUACCCUAUGUACUUUUACUACAAACACUAGAUUUUUUUGCAUCCACUUCUAUAAUACCACCAGUCAUUUUGAUUUUAAAGAUGUAUGAAAUUAGUUGAAGUUGAAGCAAAACUUGUACAUAUAUUUUUUAUAUAACUUUGUUUUACUUACCAAACACGUAUUCAACC
Messenger RNA from Mercenaria mercenaria, 11960 nucleotides. Its product is annotated as chondroitin sulfate glucuronyltransferase-like. Gene Ontology annotation, molecular function: glucuronosyl-N-acetylgalactosaminyl-proteoglycan 4-beta-N-acetylgalactosaminyltransferase activity. NCBI's taxonomy places the organism in Eukaryota, Metazoa, Mollusca, Bivalvia, Venerida, Veneridae. The transcript has 6 exons. The record is from RefSeq and is a predicted model, not a curated record. Gene Ontology annotation, cellular component: Golgi cisterna membrane. Bases 333 to 2855 code for a protein of 840 amino acids.